AUGGCAUCUUACCAUAGCUUAGAGGGUGACGCAAUGUCUUUGAUGGUCCAUGACACCAACUCAGUCAAGACAGAGGAAUUUGUCAAAGAUGAACAGGUCCAGGAGCAGAGUUCGGAUAAAGUGGAUCCGUCCCAAAAGCCCCCUUACUCGUAUGUUGCGUUAAUUGCGAUGGCAAUCAGGGAUAGUUCAGAAAAGAGGCUGACUUUAUCGGGUAUCUACCAGUAUAUAAUUACCAAGUUCCCUUUCUAUGAGAAGAAUAAGAAGGGUUGGCAAAAUAGCAUUCGACAUAAUUUGAGCCUAAAUGAAUGUUUCAUUAAAGUGCCACGGGAAGGUGGAGGCGAAAGAAAAGGGAAUUAUUGGACCCUGGACCCAGCUUGUGAGGACAUGUUCGAGAAGGGAAAUUACAGACGCAGGCGACGGAUGAAACGACCAUUCAGACCCCCCACCGCUCACUUCCAGCCGGGGAAAUCUCUCUUCGGCGGUGAAGGAUACAGCUAUCUGUCCCCUCCCAAAUACAUCCAGUCCAGCUUCAUGAACAACACCUGGCCGCUUAACCAACCUUCCCCGCCGAUGUCCUAUGCGUCAUGUCAAAUGGGAAAUGGCAAUGUGAGUCCCAUCAAUGUGAAAGGUCUCUCCGCUCAUUCCUACAAUCCGUACUCUCGAAUGCAGGCAAUGGGCUUCCCAAACAUGAUCCCGAACUCGUAUAACGGCAUGAGCCACCACCAGCAUCAGCCAGAGCAGCUAGGCGCACCCACAGCAGCGCCUUCCCCAGUGCCUUCCAGUAAUGCGGCGAGCCUACAGUUUGCUUGUGCCCGUCAACCGAGCGAGCUGUACUCUUACUGGGAUCAUGAGGCGAAACAUACUGCGUUGCAUUCUCGGAUUGACAUUUAA
Molecule: messenger RNA, 891 nt
Organism: Chanos chanos (milkfish)
Lineage: Eukaryota; Metazoa; Chordata; Actinopteri; Gonorynchiformes; Chanidae
Gene: foxl2b
Product: forkhead box L2b
Exons: 1
Coding region: 1-891 (296 amino acids)
Biological process (GO): regulation of transcription by RNA polymerase II; anatomical structure morphogenesis; cell differentiation
Molecular function (GO): RNA polymerase II cis-regulatory region sequence-specific DNA binding; DNA-binding transcription factor activity, RNA polymerase II-specific
Source: RefSeq, a predicted model, not a curated record